UGAGGAGCCACGGGUGCGAAACGCGCACGGGUGCUCGAGUUUUCGCGUAUCCGUCAAGACCGGGGUGGUGAUUAAGUGCCGCGGUGUGUUGCACGUGUGUCGGUGUGUCGCGGUAAGAUGAGCGCGUCGACUGGCGUGCUGCCGUCGUACCAGCGCCUUGCGAACGGCGUACCGGUGCCGUUGUUCUCGAGACGGUCCUUCCGUCCGCGCGAGAAGUACCUGAUCCUUCUGGUAUUCAUGACGUUCGGUGUCGUGUGCUUCGGUGCGUUCUUCUACCUGCCGGAUUUUCGUACCGGCGGUGCCGCCGUGAACAGUGUCUACCGCGUGUACCAGAGCAUGCAGAAGGCCGGACCGGAGCUGCUGCUGCCGGUGCCACCGCGCGCCUCCGGCGACGUCAAGGACUCGCGUUCGUCCGCGAUCGGACAUCCGAACGCGGUGCCGCCGGGCCACGAGGGUAGCGAUCAUCAAGACGUACACCUCGUCGAGGACAAGCAGAAGCUGCAGGCAAAAAUCAACGAAGAGUAUCAACAACAAAAGACAUUAGAGAAACCGGACAUGGGUGAAUCGCGAGUGCGUACAAGUAGUUCCUCAUCGUUGAUAGUGCACAAGGAAGAAACGGUUUUGGUGACAGUGCCACCAGCGCCUGCGGAUAAGCUGCCAUUAAUUGUCGGCGGAGAGGAUAAGGACCACAUCGCCAGACAACGAAGGGACAAAGUGAAAGAGAUGAUGAAACAUGGCUGGGACAACUACGUACGGUAUGCAUGGGGGAAAAACGAGUUAAGACCGAUCUCGAAGAGAGGUCAUAGUGCCAGUAUUUUCGGGGCUUCUAAUAUGGGCGCGACUAUUGUCGAUGGACUUGACACUCUUUAUAUCAUGGGUCUCCACGAUGAAUUUAAGCAAGGACGCGACUGGAUUGCCGAGAAUCUGGACUUCGAUAUCCUUAUAACUACAGCAGUAUCGUACUUUACUGUAAUAUAUACCACCACGAUGAAAUAAUGCAAAAC
Messenger RNA from Trachymyrmex cornetzi, 1004 nucleotides. RefSeq names its product mannosyl-oligosaccharide 1,2-alpha-mannosidase IB. Gene Ontology annotation, cellular component: endoplasmic reticulum; Golgi membrane. NCBI's taxonomy places the organism in Eukaryota, Metazoa, Arthropoda, Insecta, Hymenoptera, Formicidae. The record is from RefSeq and is a predicted model, not a curated record. Gene Ontology annotation, molecular function: calcium ion binding; mannosyl-oligosaccharide 1,2-alpha-mannosidase activity. Gene Ontology annotation, biological process: mannose trimming involved in glycoprotein ERAD pathway; carbohydrate metabolic process. The transcript is spliced from 4 exons. Bases 118 to 996 code for a protein of 292 amino acids.